Messenger RNA from Meloidogyne enterolobii, 652 nucleotides. The record is from the annotation of a GenBank genome assembly. Lineage: Eukaryota; Metazoa; Nematoda; Chromadorea; Rhabditida; Meloidogynidae.
AUGGAAUUUAAUUUGCUUUUAAUAUUUUUUAUAAUAUUUAUUAAUGUUGCCACUAUAUUUCCAGACAAACCAAAAGACCGCCCAAAACUUCCAAAAAACCCCAAAAAACCUAAAAAUCCAAAACUUCCUUCUAAUCCAAAAAAACCAAACCCUCCAAUUAAUGACGGAAAUAAUAAAGUAGUUAAGGCAAAAUAUACAGAAAAAGAUACUUGCCUUUCUGAAUCCAAAGCUAAUGGGCCGAUUAAAUCAAAUCUUAAUAAGCCAAUUAAUGGGAAAUUUACAUUUUAUGGAACUGGUGGACGUGGAGCUUGUGGAUAUGAUAUGGAUGAGCCAAAAUUCUCCGCCGCUGCUUCAGGCUCUCUGUUCAACCCCGGUGGACAAUGGGUCGUAUCUUGCUUUAAAGACAAGCGUUAUGUACUUAACGACCCAAUUUGUAUGAGUAAAUGUGUUAAAAUAACCUAUAAAUGUGUUGGGUGUUCGGCUGCUAAAACUUUAACAGUUCCAAUAAACAAUAAAUGCCCAGAAUGUGCAAUAAAUCAUGUAGAUUUGUCUACUGACGCUUUUAAUUAUCUCGAGCCGAAAGGUGGAAUUGUUGGUGUUGCUAAAGAUGCAACAAUAACUUAUAUUAAAUGUUAGAAAAGAAGUUAUUAUA